This is a messenger RNA of Thlaspi arvense, 852 nucleotides long. The record is from the annotation of a GenBank genome assembly. NCBI's taxonomy places the organism in Eukaryota, Viridiplantae, Streptophyta, Magnoliopsida, Brassicales, Brassicaceae.
AAAGAGGUGUUGAAGCGGCGAGAAAAUCUCCACGCUAUAUCGCCGUGGGUGGUUUCGUCUUCUUCUCCUCCUUCUUCCUCUCGCUCCGAAGUGACAUAUCCUGAAGAUAAUCUUGAAGUUGUGUGUGUGAGGUCUGAGUCACUUAAAAGCUUCAAACUAGGCACUACACGUGAUGGAGCUGAAGAUCCUAAUGUGGAGAUCGAUUCUCCUAGACUUGAGUACAUGAGUAUACGUGAUUACACAUGUAAAAGUUUCGUAAUACAUCGUAUUGGUCCAUUUGCGAAGGUGAACACUGAUAAGUUUGGUGCGGUGCAUGCUGAUGAUCCAUUGGAGAGAACUUUGUUCCAUGGUUUUCUCACUGGGAUAUCCACAGUCCGUGAAAUGAUCAUUUCAGCUCGAGCUCUAGAGGACGUCCGUAUUUACUCUAAGUUCGACCCAUUGCCUCUGUUUUAUAACUUGUCUCGCUUGGAUGUUUCGUUUGCUGAACAUAAUUUGGAGUUGUUGCCAACCUUUAUUGGUUGCUGCCCAAAUCUACAGUCCCUUAUCAUGGAAUUUGACUGCCCUCCAGAGACAAAGGAGAUUAAGCUUUCAUAUGUACCUCAAUGUUUCUCAUCCUCUCUUGAGUUUGUUGAGAUGAAGACACCAGUCACAACCAUGGAGCCAACAAUCAAGAUGAAUCUGGCCAUAUAUUUUAUGAGGAACUCUGCGGUUUUGAAGAAGCUGGUGGUGAGUAAGAAUUUCAUCAACAUUAUCAGCAAAAUCAGAAAGAUUCCAAAACUGUCUCGAUGGUGUGAAGUUGCCAUGCUAGAGUUCGAGGUUGUCUCUCAAAAGUCCAGUUUAGUAUCAGGUCAU